AUGAAGAUGAAGAAGAAAACCAAAAUUCAGCAGGCAUCCAAAAAUGACAGUGAUGUCAUUCUCCGACUCCCAAACCACAUCAUCGUGGAAAUCUUCUGCAAAAUCCCCACCAAAAAGCUUCUCCAGUUCAAAUCUGUCUGUAAGUCUUGGCUCUCUUUGUUCUCGGAUUGUGAAUUCACCCAAGACUUGUUUUCUUGUACUCCUCCUUGCUUUAUGAUGCAUAGCAACACCCCGAGUGGUAUGUUCAUAGUUGAUCAUGAAAAGGCCUCCACCCCCGACGGCGUCUCACUUAGGGUGCCUCACCCUGCUAAUGCUGACCCAUCAUGGAUGCGUGACAUCGUAGGUUCAUGCAAUGGCCUCCUCUGCAUACGCCAUACUCUCUACAAGCGUACAACUACGCGUAACUUUUACGCUUUUUACCUCUUGCAACCCAUAACUGAAUCUGAUGAAUCCAAUAAGUUAAUGGUUUUGACUGUUGGCUCCAAGAGUUGGAGAAGCAUUGGGAGUUGUAAGGAUCCUGGUUGGAGGCCACAAGAGAUGGUUUAUUUGAAUGGUUCUCUUCAUUGGCAUCUUCAUCCGUGUUGUUUGAUUGGUGCAUUCAACAUUGAAAGUGAGCAGGUCCAAGAAUUUCAGCUGGAUUCUGCUUUGAGAGAAUAUAUUUGGCUGGGAGUUUUGGGAGGCUGUCUCUCCCUAACUGAUUAUGACAAUGGUGGUGCCCUAACUGAUUAUAACAAUGGUGGUGAUGUGAUUGUUUGGCUGAUGAAGGAAUAUGGUGUUGCAAAGUCUUGGACCAAAGCGUUUGACAUUCAAAACUCUUUUGGACUACCGUUAAAAUUUACAAAAGCAGGAGAAUUAAUUAUGACAUCUUAUGCUCGAGGUAAUUUUGCUUUGAUGACCUUUACUCCCGGAACAAGUACACUUGAGAAGAUUGAGGAAGUUGGUAUGCCACGGGACAAUGUUUCUAUCAGUCUCUUUGUUCCAAACUUGGUUUCACUUAAGGAUAUCCUCUUGCUUAAUUAG
Fragaria vesca subsp. vesca is the source of this 1020-nucleotide messenger RNA. Its product is annotated as putative F-box only protein 10-like. Bases 1 to 1020 code for a protein of 339 amino acids. The record is from RefSeq and is a predicted model, not a curated record. NCBI's taxonomy places the organism in Eukaryota, Viridiplantae, Streptophyta, Magnoliopsida, Rosales, Rosaceae. The transcript has 2 exons.